AUGUUGAUAAAAUAUUGCUAUGGUUUCAGGGGAUUUUUAGAAAACCGGUACGAUUUAUUGAUUGAAUUAUUUUCCAACAGUUAUCAUUCUCAAAUGACCUACAUACAUAAAAUGAAAAUACGUAGUGAGCGUAAAAAAUCUGAAGUAAAUGACAAACAAUCACAGAAAAGUCAACAAACAGCGUAUAGUGAAACAAUUGCCGAUGAAAUGAAUAAUGAUAAUGAAUCGAAUUUUACUGUUAAACCGAAAAUGACUAUUGAUGAUUUACUACAAGACUCUGAUUCGGACUUUGAUGAUGAUAAUGAAAAUACAAAAUCGAUGCGUUCAACAGCAACAAAAGCAUCACGACGUCAUAAACAAUCAUCUUUAUGGAUUAAAGAAACAAAUGAGGAACCACUUGAUUUGAAUGAACCAAGUGCAGCACGACAAAUAUAUGCAACAAAGCCAUUAACAAAGAAAGAACAAGCAUCAGUAAAAAAAGAUAAACGGGAUACUUUUCGUACAGCACCAGAUGGAAGAAUUAUUAUCAUUGAUGAUGAGCAGGAUAAAAAAUCAAAAAAUAAGAAUGAUGAUGAAGACGAAGAAGAGAAAAACGAUGAUAUCAAAGACUUGAUGGAAACACUUUCACUUAGUCAACGAUUAAAAAGCAAGAAACGAAAACGUGGACUAGAUGAUGAUGAUUAUUUGGAUGAUAAUAAAGAAGAUACAAAAUCAAAACAAUCACAAUCAAGAUAUAAAGCUGGUGGUAGUGGUAUUCAUCGACCGCUGAAUCGAAAAAAAAUACCCGGUGAAAAUUACAAAGCCAAGAAAGGUAGUGGUGAUGUUAAACUGGCUAAUAAACACGAUCCAUAUGCCUAUAUCAAAUUAGAUUUUAAUGCAUUAAAUAAAAGGAAACGUUCACAAUACAAAGGUCAAUUUGAAAAUAUUGUUGGUGCAGCUAAACGUGGUGCAAAACGUGGUACUAAAUUAGGCAAAAAAGAACGAAAAUUGAAACGUUUAAAAUCGUAA
Molecule: messenger RNA, 1008 nt
Organism: Didymodactylos carnosus
Lineage: Eukaryota; Metazoa; Rotifera; Eurotatoria; Philodinida; Philodinidae
Source: the annotation of a GenBank genome assembly